Molecule: messenger RNA, 995 nt
Organism: Gekko japonicus
Lineage: Eukaryota; Metazoa; Chordata; Lepidosauria; Squamata; Gekkonidae
Product: zinc finger protein 662-like
Exons: 3
Coding region: 12-995 (327 amino acids)
Biological process (GO): regulation of DNA-templated transcription
Source: RefSeq, a predicted model, not a curated record
GUCAAGGCACCAUGCAUUGGGAAGUCAUGCAAGAGAACUCUGAGGACAUCAGCUUCUUAGGAGGAUUUGUGAUUCCCAAACCAGACGGCAUUGCACAGAUGGAAGAAGGAGAAAUGGUCUUUGUCCAGGACUCUGAGGAGGGAGAAGCAUUUCCAGGAAGCCUCUCUGGUGACGAGGAUCCAAGCGAGAUCAAAGAGGAGUAUUCCCCGCAAGAAAACAGCGAGCCAGAGGAACUAUACAGCAUGUCACUGGAGAUAUCCCAAGGAAAGGCUUCUCUGGUAGCUGAGAUCCAUGAGUCAGGAUGCGACUCUGACAGAAAGAAGGGGUGGAAUGAAUCCGUGGAGGGUCCAGCGGCAAUGAAGGAAGCCGUGAGGCACACCAGGGUGAAUAAGUUUUUGCACUCCAAGACCAGCAAAUGGUAUCGCUGCAAAUCGGGACACAUCUCCAAUCAGAUGAUCCCCGCCGGAGCGUCCGUUCAUGAGUGCCUCAUCUGUGGGAAACGCUUCCAGAAAAAGAAUUACCUGGCCAAACACCAGAGAAUCCACGUCAGGCCGAAACUGUUCCAGUGCUCCGAGUGCGGGGAGAGCUUCAAUUUGAGAGAAGGGUUUAUACGGCACAGAGGGACGCACACCGGCGAGAAGCCGCAUGAGUGCACCCAGUGCGGGAAAUGCUUCAGCCAGAGGGAGAGCCUGAUCAGGCAUGAGAAGAUCCAUACGGGGAAGAAACCCUUCGAAUGCCCCGAGUGCGGGAAGAACUUCUGUCGGAGGGAUUCGCUGGUACGGCAUCAGAAGAUCCACACGGGGGAGAAGCCAUACGAGUGCCCCGAGUGUGGGAAAAGCUUUAACCAGCGAGAAGUACUGAUCCGGCAUCAGAGAAUCCACACAGGGGAAAAGCCAUACGGGUGCCAGCAGUGUGGGGAAAGCUUCACUCAAAGAGCCAUACUGAACAGACAUGAAAAAAUCCAUCUGGAAGAAAGAGACUUUUUGAUACUCUGA